AUGAAACGGCAAAAAAUAUCUGCUCAAGAUGCAGUAAACGACAUCCUGCAAUUUGUCUACAACGAUGAAGACGCAGACGACACUGAUGAUGAAGAUGAUCUAAAUGAUCUAAAUGGAAAUGAGAAUGAAGAAAUAAGUAACCGUGCAUGGUCAAUAUUUGCAGGCCACAUUUUCUAUAUUUCUCACGACUUACAAAUUCCUGAGGAAGAUCAUGGUGAGUCUGAUGAGGAGCAAAAUAUGGUAGUACAGAACAACGACAGCGAUAUUGAUGAAGAACUCAACCCCAACCCACGUUACCCAAAAAGAAUGCUAACUUAUCAAAGAAAAGUCCAUUCCAUAGAAUCUGCUCUAGAUGAGUCCAGCUACCAGCCAAUUAAUAUUCCUGAAAAGAAACCACACAUUAUCGGUCGACAGAGAAGGGCUGACGUUAUAAAAGACAAACCAGGUCCAGUGCCCAGGGCUAGAAAUACUUGUGAACCUGUUGAUGCAUUUCACAUGUUUUUUACCAAAGAAAUGUUUGAACUAAUACUAGAAAAUACUAACAGAAAAAUUAAUAACUUACGUGCAUCGCUUUCGGAAGAAAAAUUGCAGUCGUUUAUGAAAAUCACGAUAAUCGACGAGAUUCAAGCUUUUGUCGGAUUGAUGUUGUAUAGGGGACUUUUCAGCCUCAAUAAUUUCUCACUCCUAAAACUCUUUUCGGAUAAAUAUGGACCACCAAUAUUUGCUGCAACCAUGUCACGUAACCGAUUCUUUUUUCUUUUACGGUGUUUUUGUUUCGGUGACGAAUCUACACGUGCGGAACGCUGGAAACAAGAUCGCUUUGCGGCUGCACGAGAACUUUUUGAAAUGUUCAACGAGCAAUGCAUGACAUCUAUGAAGGCAACAGACUUUUUGUCCUUGGAUGAAACUCUGUAUCCUAUGCGAAGCCAGGUCGCCUUCAAACAGUACAAUCCAAAUAAACCUGCAAAGUACGGGCUACUUUUCAAGUCGUUGAAUUCUGCUCGCUACCCGUAUACAUAUGUAACUACACCAUAUUCAGGCAAACCACAAGCUGGAGAUGGUGAAUUUUACCGUCCAGGUACAGAAAAUGUAACCACGUAUCUGAUCAAUCGACUUGACAGCAAUCAAAAGCUCGAAGGUAAAAACAUCUCAUUUGAUCGCCUUUACACAACAUUUACCCUUGCGACAUGGAUUCUCACUGAAAAACAUGUGACUUGCAUUGGUACCCUGAUUGCAAACAGAAGGGGUUUACCGAAGGAUAUCAAAAAUGUUGAUGAGCGGGAAGUCCUUUCGACUGAAUUUUAUUGGGAUGACAAGAACGAUCUCAUCUUGGGUUCACCCUUUCUUAGCACCACUAUUGACGAUGGGAAGAACAAAGCUAUGCUGUACAAGCUUUAUGAUUUUACCAAAGGUGGGACAGAUAUAGUUGACCAACGGAUGGGGUUUGACACCAGCAAAUUCAAAUCGCGAAAAUGGUCAAUGGUUGCAUUCGCAUACAUUCUCGACAUGGCACGCGUAAAUUCAUCUACUUUAUUCGCGCUGAAUAAUAAAAUUGAUCCUUUGAAACAGUAUUCUUUUGAUUUUGGAAUGUCCCUUGUUUUCGGUCUUGUUGGUCCUUUCGUCAAGCAACGUGAUCCGGCAAACCUAAAGCCAGGCAUCAAACAGAAAAUUGCAUUGACACUUGCAUCAAUGGGUAUCCCGAAUGCCGUGACCCCAACACCGGUCAAUGCUAGAUUUCCCGCCGUAGGUGAAAGGAGAAGAAGAUGCAAAAUUUGUAUUGAAGGGAUGGAACAUGGUGUAACUCAAGACAAAAUACUAAGUCAAAAAUCGUUAUGUCAAUCGUGCGGUAUUGUGAAUACUUUAUACAGAAUUUCAGAUCAAGAAAAAUAUUUUUUAUUCAGUUGUAGGCCCAAUAGUGAUGUACCUCAACCGUGCAAUAUUCAUACUUGA
Messenger RNA from Hydractinia symbiolongicarpus, 1950 nucleotides. RefSeq lists its product as uncharacterized. The coding region runs from base 1 to 1950 and encodes 649 amino acids. The transcript has 6 exons. NCBI's taxonomy places the organism in Eukaryota, Metazoa, Cnidaria, Hydrozoa, Anthoathecata, Hydractiniidae. The record is from RefSeq and is a predicted model, not a curated record.